This is a messenger RNA of Panicum virgatum (switchgrass), 1654 nucleotides long. Its product is annotated as UDP-glycosyltransferase 79-like. The transcript has 3 exons. The coding region runs from base 1 to 1404 and encodes 467 amino acids. The record is from RefSeq and is a predicted model, not a curated record. Lineage: Eukaryota; Viridiplantae; Streptophyta; Magnoliopsida; Poales; Poaceae. Gene Ontology annotation, molecular function: UDP-glycosyltransferase activity.
AUGGACGACGCCGCAGUAGCCACCACGGCCGUCGUCCAUGGCUUGGGCGCGCGCGUUCUGCUCCUGCCGUUCCCUGGGAUGCAAGGCCACGCCAACCCGAUGAUCCAGCUCGGCCACCGGCUGGCGUUCCACGGCCUCCGCCCCACCCUCCUCGUCUCACGCCACGUCCUCUCCACCGCCGCCGCCACCUCCGGGCCGUGCUCGUACCCCUUCCCCGUGGCCGCCUUCUCGGACGGCUGUGACGCCGGCGGGAUUGCGUCAUGCCCGGACACCGCGGACUACCUGCGGCGGAUGGAGGCCGCGGGGUCGGAGACGCUGGCGCAGGUCCUCGAGGCCGAGGCGCGCGCGGGGCGGCCGGCCCGGGUGCUCGUCUACGACUCGCACCUGCCGUGGGCGCGCGGCGUGGCGCGCGGCGCGGGUGUGGCCGCGGCCGCCUUCAUGACGCAGAUGUGCGCGGUGGACCUCGCGUACGGGGAGGCGCGGGAGGGGCGGGUGGCCCUGCCGCUGGCGGACGGGAGCGCGCUGCGCGGGAGGCUCGGCGUGGAGCUGGGGCCCGACGACGUGCCGCCAUUCAUGGCGGUGCCCCGGUGGUACCCGGCGUUCACGGAGUCCGCGCUGAACCAGUUCGACGGGCUGGAGCAAGCCGACGACGUGCUCGUCAACUCCUUCCGGGACCUCGAGCCAAAGGAGGCGGAUUACCUGGAAUCCACAUGGCGCGCCAAGACCAUCGGGCCGACAUUGCCAUCGUUCUACCUCGACGACGGCCGGUUGCCGUCCAACAAGACCUACGGCCUCGACCUCUUCCCGAGCACCGCGGUGCCGUGCAUGCUGUGGUUGGACAAGCAGUCACCCUGCUCUGUGGUCCUCGCGUCCUACGGGACCGUUGCCAACCUCGACAUGGCGCAAUUAGAGGAGCUUGGCCAUGGAUUGUGCGAUUCCGGUAAACCUUUCAUCUGGGUGUUAAGGUCGAACGAGGAAGAGAAGUUAUCUGAUGAACUUGGUGCCAAGUGCAAGAAAAAGGGCCUGAUUGUCCCCUUCUGCCCUCAGCUUGAGGUCCUCGCACACAAGGUCACAGGUUGUUUCCUAACACAUUGCGGGUGGAACUCGACGAUCGAAUCCAUUGUUACUGGUGUUCCAAUGGUGGCAAUGCCGCAAUGGGCAGACCAGCCGACAGCGGCGAAGUAUGUGGAGAGCGCAUGGGGGAUUGGAUUGCGCAUGCGGAAAGGUAUGAUCAAGAGGGAGGAGGUGAAGAGAUGCAUACGAGAGGUGGUGGAGGGGGAGAGGAAGCACGAGUACAGGAGGAAUGCCGCUCUGUGGAUGCAGAAGGCCAAAGAAGCUAUGCAGGAAGGAGGGAGCUCUGACAAGAACAUUGCAGAAUUCGCAGCCAAGUAUCUAUCAAAAUAGAUGUCUGAUGAUCUUCUCUUUGCUGGUGAUUUGCCUCUAAAAUAUAUAUGAGAACUUUGUAUGCUGAAAUCUGACGGUAGUGGAAACAAAUUUUGCUCUGUUGUUGCGACGGAAACGAUUUCUCUUUAGCAAUUAGGAAAUCUUUCUUUUAAACAAUAAGGAGCUUUUUGGUUCCACUAUUGCAUCUCUGUGGGAAAAAGAUGCAUAAGGCCAUCUUCUACGCCGAAAAUUAACAAAUAAAUAUUUGACA